UGAUAGAGGAAAGUUGUUCUCACCGGCAACUGUAGCUCUAAAAUUCCUAAUUUGUAUAAUCGUGACUUCAAUACUCAUUCAUUCUUAUUACUGACAAAUCAUGGGUGGUAUAUUUUCUUCGAUUGUAGGCGGAGAGGCAGAUUCCGCCGUGGAAUCGUCUGAACCGUCGCGCGUCACCGCCUUUCACUCGUCUCAGCGCUGGCAGCUCCAUUUCGAUGCCUCUAAGAAAUUAAAUAAACUGAUGGUGGUGGAUUUCACUGCGACAUGGUGCGGGCCGUGCAGGUUCAUGGCGCCGGCCUUCGAAGCGAUGUCCGCCAAAUACACCGACGUUGACUUCGUCAAAAUUGAUGUCGAUGAACUCGCUGACGUGGCAAGGGAGUUCGCAGUGCAGGCGAUGCCAACGUUCGUGUUGCUAAAGCAGGGGAAAGAGGUGGAUAGGGUCGUCGGAGCAAAGAAGGAUGAGCUUGAGAAUAAAAUUGGGAAGCACAGGGAAGCUCCUAAAUUUGCUGCAUAAACUUUUAUUUCAUUAAAAGGAUUUUAUGAAUUCAACUCAUGGUAUAUUACUAUAUUAUGUGUAAAAUGGACGUGAGUGAAUCAACUCGAUUGUGAUAGCAUUUGUGAGCAAAUUUAACAUUAUGCCAUUCUCAUUGGGAAUCUGUUCACAUUUGUUUGAAAUUUUAAGUGUGUGAUUGAAAUCUACUUGACAUUGAAGAAA
Salvia splendens (bonfire salvia) is the source of this 715-nucleotide messenger RNA. RefSeq names its product thioredoxin H2. NCBI's taxonomy places the organism in Eukaryota, Viridiplantae, Streptophyta, Magnoliopsida, Lamiales, Lamiaceae. Gene Ontology annotation, molecular function: protein-disulfide reductase activity. The record is from RefSeq and is a predicted model, not a curated record. The transcript is spliced from 3 exons. The coding region runs from base 101 to 514 and encodes 137 amino acids.